Messenger RNA from Sitophilus oryzae (rice weevil), 1561 nucleotides. RefSeq lists its product as uncharacterized. The coding region runs from base 404 to 1363 and encodes 319 amino acids. Lineage: Eukaryota; Metazoa; Arthropoda; Insecta; Coleoptera; Curculionidae. The record is from RefSeq and is a predicted model, not a curated record. The transcript is spliced from 2 exons. Gene Ontology annotation, molecular function: sequence-specific DNA binding.
CCUCAUAUUUGGUCAUAAUGUCACAAAAGAAAAAGAAAACAAAAACAAGUCAGAGAAAUAAAUAAAUAAACAAUUCUAACGUUUAAGCCGAUUAUCCGGACUUAAAACGUUAAAACAAUAGUUGUAGAAUAUAUUAUUCAGUUAGUUAUUCUAUGAUAUUAAUAUUAAUAUCAAGUUUAUACCUAUAACUUCAAAAUUAACUACUUAAAUCAUAGUAGAAGGAAACGCUUAAAUCUUUACCUUCACCCUCUGCCUUUACUAGUUUUGUUAAUAUUCAUAGAUACAGAAAACAGCCGUAGAAGAUACAGCCCUAGAUUUUGUUAGUAUUGGAUAAGGAUUUAUAUUUGUAAUAUGCAUACAUUUUGUUAAUUACAUAUAGAUAUUUUAAACAGAAUUUGAAGAGAUGCCAGGACGCCGAUGUGCUGUGUUCAGCUGCAACAAUAGCGCUUUUGCUACAAAAAGGUCUAAAUUGGAUAUUAUAUACCACAACUUUCCAAAGGCUAAAAAUCCCGUCUCAAAGAAUACAUUGAAAGAGUGGGUUCUUCGAUGCAGAAGAGCCGAUAAUUUUAAUCCUGCCAACAGUAGUAUUUGUUCUAUACAUUUUAAAGAUACAGAUUAUGACAGGGAUUUGAGGAAUGAAUUAUUAGGUUUACCAGUAAGAAAAUUGUUGAAAAAAAGUGCUAUUCCAACCCUAAAUCUACCUGGCCAAGAAGAUCAGCCAAUUUCUGAAAGAGAGAAAAGAUUUGAAGCAAAGGUAAAGAUAGAACAGGAGUGUCAUAGGAAAGAAGAAAUUGACAAAGUUCUUUCUGAAGAAUGGAAAUCUGUAUUACCAGCAACAAAGCGACAAUCAAUCCUAGAACGCAACAAUAUCCAACCCUUACAGCAGAAUAUUGAUCAUAAAGAAUAUGAAAAAUUACUAGACAAAUAUAACUCAUUAAGGACAGAUAUGAAAGUUUUAAAGCGUAAAUUAUUGUUACAGAAUAAACAAUUAAAGUAUUAUAAAAAGCGUAAACCAAAAAAAGAAAAAAUUACUUUUGAAGAAGACAAGUCUGUUAAUGCACUUAGACGAGUUUUUACUAAUAAUCAGAUUGACAUGAUUUUGAAAAGAAAAAAACGGAUAAAUUGGUCCAUGGAAGAGAUGAAUAAGGCUUUUGCACUUUACUGUCUCUGUAAAAAAUCUUAUGUUUAUGUAAAAACUAAGCUCAAUUAUCCAUUACCAGGUUUAUCAACUUUGCGAAAGUGGGCAUUACAAAUAAAAGCACAACCAGAUCUUUUAGGACAUGUAUGUUCAUUUUUAAAGGAAGCGGAAGAAAAUGUAACAGAUCACGAAAUUAUAGUAAUAAAUAUUGAAGCAGAUGAAUAAGUUAUAGGUUGUCAUUGGAAUAAAGGGGGUACCUUGUUUAUUUUUGUCUUUCAACAGGUAACAAUAUAUAAGUUCUCAAAAAUCCAAUACCCUAUAAAAGUAUAAGAUUUCCUUAAUCCUUUAAUUUUUUUAAUUAUACUUGUUUGCAUUGUUAUAGAGUUCCAACCUGAGUUUUUAACAAAAUAAAUUCAAUUCUGC